AUGGCGUUAGCCAUGAAAAUUACGAAUAUUCAAACGGCCGAUGAGCUCUACAUUAGUACCGGAUCACAGCUGCUUAUCCCAUGCAGCUUUUAUGCAGAUGAACCCGUCCAGAGGAGCGCCAUCACUCUGGAAUGGGGAAAAACAACAGAAGAGGGUGGGAUGUACACCCGCCUAAUCUACCUAACUGUAACCACCUCCAAUGUUAUCCUGAGAGAGCAACACCAUGACACGAGGGUGCAAUUAUUUAUCUCUCGCGUGCCCCAAGGGAACUGCUCCUUAGUCAUAGACAACGUCAAUGAGGAGGACGGUGGAAUAUAUGAACUUCAUCUGAAGAUCAAGGGGUUCACAAACAAUCAAAUUUCAAAAGUCAGAAUCAUUGUCUUCAAUCAAAAUGAAGUGACAGGAAUCCUUCCAAGAGAAACAGAGAACCUGAGAUCCUUGGUGAAUUCUGACGCCGAUGAGAACACACAGGCCUCAUUGGACCAAGAGGGCUCUACUGACGCUGUCACUGGGACCAGCCAGACAGUGACCGAAAAGGAAGUUCACCAUGAAAUGGCCACUAAUGGCGAGAUCCUUCCGUCAGACACUCAGAACCAUAAUGGGGGUGCUCUGUAUUUUGACAUGCUUUUACACAGCAUGGUUAAAAGCGGAAAAAUCACUUACAUCGCUAUCCCAAUGGCAAUCGGCCUUGUUCUUGUAAUAGUGGCCUGUAUAGGAGGAUGCUGCUUAGGAAUUCAGUGCUACAAACGCUGUAAAAAGCCUGAAGAUAAGUACAAGGCUAUGCAAGAGAGACGCCCGGUUAGAGAUUCAUCAGACCCAAGUGGAUCAGAAGAGACCACAGGAAGAGUGUCCAAAGAUCUAUCUUCAAUACCACCAGAAAGGACUACUGUCAUUAAUAUGUCAUCGCCUUCCACAGCUUCAGCUUCCUGCCCAUCAUACACCAUCACCAUGCCUUUAGAAUAA
This is a messenger RNA of Rana temporaria (common frog), 963 nucleotides long. RefSeq lists its product as uncharacterized. Lineage: Eukaryota; Metazoa; Chordata; Amphibia; Anura; Ranidae. The record is from RefSeq and is a predicted model, not a curated record. Gene Ontology annotation, cellular component: membrane. The coding region runs from base 1 to 963 and encodes 320 amino acids. The transcript has 4 exons.